AGGGGGAGCGUGGCGAUGUCGGGACAGACAGUGAUCAGGGCCAAGGUGGUGAGCGAGAAGGAGGUGGGCUCCGGCAACGACGUCUACGGGGUUCAUGGAGUUUGCAGCUGCGGCCACUCGGCUGACCCGGGCCCCCCAUCAUCUUUCCAGAUGUUCAAGGGACCUGACAGGGACAUCGAGUUCAUCUACACAGCCCCGUCCUCCGCCAUCUGCGGGGUCUCGCUGGACGUCGGAGGCAAGAAGGAGUAUCUCAUCGCAGGAAAGGCCGAUGGGAGCGGCAAGAUGCACAUCACCCUCUGUGACUUCAUUGUGCCCUGGGACACCCUGAGCACCACCCAGAAGAAGAGCCUGAACCACAGGUACCAGAUGGGCUGUGAGUGCAAGAUCACGCGCUGCCCCAUGAUCCCCUGCUACAUCUCCUCCGUGGACGAGUGCCUGUGGAUGGACUGGGUCACCGAGAAGAGCAUCAACGGGCACCAGGCCAAGUUCUUCGCCUGCAUCAAGAGGAACGACGGCUCCUGCGCCUGGUACCGCGGGGCGGCGCCCCCCAAGCAGGAGUUUCUCGACAUCCAGGACCCCUAGAGGCCGCGGCCCCUCGGCCAAUGGGAAGCCUCCAAGAGCGUAGACUGGUCCAGCUCCGGCAUCCCUUCCUGGAAAUAGCAUGAAUAAAACCGUCAUCCAAGUGGGUCUAAAUAGUGUCAUUCUCCCCCGUGUAGCCCCUUACGUACAGCUGUGGUCCUGGAGGGAGAGGUGGGUCCCACCCUGCGCCCCCAGCCUGGGCUCUGUGCGGCCAGCCUCCAUCCUGGCUGCGGGCAGGGGUGGGACCUGGCUUCCCUCCCAGGCCCAUCCUGGCGCUGUCACAGACGCUGAGCAGGCAGCACCUAGGGGUCCCCCUCCCCCCGGCCUGGUCAGGGCAGAGCCUGGAUAUGUGCAUUUUGAAAAAACUCCAGGGUCGUAGCAAGACUGUGUAGCAGGUCUACCAGGUCCCUCCCUCCUGACAGGGGCGUGUCUUCCACACCUCUGGCCCUGGGGUGUCAUCCCCACCCCUUGCAAGUCCCCCGCCCCCAGGCUCCCUGAGCUGACCUCGGGCUCCCAAACCAGCGACUCCUGUGUGGGGAGCAGCUUGGUCUGGAAGGAGCCCUGAUUACUCUUCUGCACCCAGAGAAUUCUGGGGGGCCUCCCCCGGCUGGGGCGAUGUGAGAGUGACCAGUGGGUCAUGGCAUCACCCCUGCACUCCUCCUCUAGCCCUUAGGGGGCGUGAGACGCUCUGCCCCGAGGACAGAGGUCGGGGGACACUUGGCUGCCCUUGGCUUGUUCUUGAGCUUCUGAGGUCCCUCCAGCCGCCGCCGCCUCCUCCUCCUCCUCCUCCUUCUCCUCCUCCUCCUCCGGCAUCCAUGUCUAGAGGGAGUUGCAUGGAUUGGCUUUGCGGGGAGUUGCUUGGGGCCAGUGGCCAGAGCUAGCUGUGCUGUCUGUGUUACUUCCUGGGGACGGAAAGCUGGGUCCCGCUGGGCCCCCCAUCGGCGGAGGUUUAGUAUGCGCCGCCCCCCCCCAGACUGACAGUGCCGCUCUGUGCCUGGAUCUCUGCGGGGGAAGCCAGCCAAGGGUCUGAUGAAGUCCCUAGGGAGGCGCAGGCGGCUUCGGGGAGACUCCGGUCUUUCUGGGCCCCCGGGCCGGUUGCGGCUUUGCGAGGCGCUCAUUUUCCUUCCCAUGAGUUCUCGGCUUGCAGGCCAACGAGGUGCAGCGCGCCCCCCUCUGCUGAUGGUCCUUCCAUUCCCACGAUGCCUCCAUUCAGGAGCCUCAUUCAGGGGGAGCCGGGGGCCUGUGUGCUCCCUAAGAAUGGCUGUCCGACGCCGGCACAUGGGGUGGCCACGGGCAGGCCCUGCCCAGCAGAAUGAAGAGAAUCCUUCCGCCCCUGCUGGUUUUGUAAAGACGGCCAGUUCUGAGUUUAUCGUGCUCGUGAGGCAGACCCACACCCACAGAAGCACAGGGGGGUGCGCACGCACGCACAUGAGGCAGGGCCGCUGGCCCGCGGGCGGUCACCGUCUUCUGAGACUGCUCUGCUCUGCGGUGCCCUGUGCCCGUCAGGCCCCGUCUCCCCAUGGCACGCGGCCCCGUGGCUGCCCGCGGCCUGGUCGGCAUGGACUUGGAUGACUUCCCUUUUGGGCACAGACUAGGGGGUCCAGGCAUUGGCCCCGCCCAGGGCUUUCGGGGCGUGCAGGGGGGACGUCUGUGAGAUGUCGGGGUGGACCGGUCCCGGGGUCGCAGUGUAGACCAGAACGCCCGCCCGUGCUUCCCGCCUGGUGUCCCCAUGUGUAACCUUGACUCCCGUUCCUGCUGCCCCCGUGUUCGGUUUGUCUCUGACAUCGGCUGUGACCGUUCCCGUGCUGUGUUUCUGUGGCCCUCGGUAGGCGGUAGGCGGGCACUUGUUUUUUUUUCCAAGUGUCUGCAUCUCGGAAGCAUUUGGCCCAGAGUGUGAGCGGGGCGGUGGCUCCCUCGGCCGCAGCCUGACCUCUUUGAGUAUCGUUGCUGUUUCUGCCUCCCAUCUUCUCUCUGGUUCAAAUUAUUACAAAAGAAAGGAUUGAAAGGGUGGCCUUCAUAUUUAAUCCAUGCCCGUUGGCCUGUGAGCCGUGCCCAGCAGGAAAACACCAAAAAAACCCGAAAGGAAGGCCAGGGGGCAGCCGACUGCCAAAGCGGCUCAGGCACCUGCACGUAGAUCUUCGCAGCGCGUACGGGGUCAGAGGCUCCGCUCGGCGUUGUUCAUGUAUGUUAUACUCCUCCCUCCGCGUCUUCACGCAGCAACUCACGCUAUUUAAAUAAAGUUUACAUGGUAGUUCUCCUCCACCCUUUGCUUGAUGAUAAUAUCGGACUUGCUGCCAUAAUUUAAAGCUUUGUGGAUUUUGUUGGAUUUCUUUGUGUGUUUUUUUAAAAAUAGAAACUUUUGGGGGGCAAUGUGUGUUUGCUGGGAUAGGACCUUCCUGUGCUGGGAACACACGCGAGCCGUGGCCAGUGGACAGGCAGCCUGCGCAUGUCUCUGAUGCUUUGUACCAUUCCUGAGUGAGCGCUCGGCCAGCGGACAAUAAACAGCAUUAUCAC
Myotis davidii is the source of this 3093-nucleotide messenger RNA. It is a transcript of the gene TIMP2, whose product is annotated as TIMP metallopeptidase inhibitor 2. The coding region runs from base 16 to 582 and encodes 188 amino acids. Lineage: Eukaryota; Metazoa; Chordata; Mammalia; Chiroptera; Vespertilionidae. Gene Ontology annotation, cellular component: extracellular matrix. Gene Ontology annotation, biological process: negative regulation of endopeptidase activity; negative regulation of membrane protein ectodomain proteolysis. Gene Ontology annotation, molecular function: protease binding; metalloendopeptidase inhibitor activity. The record is from RefSeq and is a predicted model, not a curated record. The transcript has 5 exons.